Tribolium madens (black flour beetle) is the source of this 2220-nucleotide messenger RNA. RefSeq names its product EF-hand domain-containing protein 1-like. The record is from RefSeq and is a predicted model, not a curated record. Gene Ontology annotation, biological process: mitotic cytokinesis; cilium-dependent cell motility; mitotic spindle organization. Gene Ontology annotation, molecular function: alpha-tubulin binding. The coding region runs from base 82 to 2187 and encodes 701 amino acids. The transcript is spliced from 7 exons. Lineage: Eukaryota; Metazoa; Arthropoda; Insecta; Coleoptera; Tenebrionidae. Gene Ontology annotation, cellular component: axoneme; mitotic spindle.
CUAUUUGAAAUAUGUGCGCRAAAUUCAAAUUUCUAUGGCAAUUUUGAAGUUUGAUCGAUUUGUUUUUUACAAGGUGUGAAAAUGGCAGGAUUGCCUAAAUUACCAGGACUGACUUUCACUGAUCCUACUCUAACAAGUUACCACCUGUCCCAGACGUUUUCCAUUUCAAAUGGGUACAAAAUCCCAAAGAAUGAUUACGUGGGCAUAGGAAAUCGCGAAUUGGACUCAAAUUCGGUCAAAUUUAUUAGUACCAACGAUCCAGUGCGGUUCGAUCCCUCACUUACUUAUGGAAGAACCAAAGCAAUUCCUGUACAAAUGUUCAAACCGCAUUACGCCCUUUAUGACCAAAAAUGUCUCACUUUUAAAGCUUUUUUUAAACAGGGGGUCGCUGAGUCACCUGAUGAGUAUUACAGAGUAAGACAUGUCAAUAUAAUUUAUUUUCUGGAAGACGACACGAUCACAAUUAUGGAACCCCGGACUCCAAAUAGUGGAAUUGACCAAGGAAGGCUCCUAAAACGACAUCGAAUUCCCAAAAGCGAGGACGGGGAAUUCUGGCAUUGGAAAGAUUUGGGUGUGGGCAAAAAUAUUGUUUUCUACGGGGUUGUGUACCAUUUGGUGGAUUGUGAUACAUUUACAAGGGAAUAUAUGGCCAGUCAGGGAUUAAUGAUGGCUGAUCCUGAGCAAUUACCACCUGAUCCCUACACUCAAAACAGAUUAAUGAAAUCUCAUCAAAAUAARUUUACUAAAACACCUUCGGCUGAUGAUAAGUUUAGAAGAUUUUUAGAAUACGAUGGCAAAAUUCUCAAAUUUAAAGCGAUUUGGGAUGACAGAGACUCCGAAUAUGGUGAAAUAAGAAAAUACGAAGUUUUAUAUUUUCUUGCAGAUGACACAGUCGCUGUGAAAGAAAUUCACAGUAAAAAUGAUGGACGAGAUCCGUACUCGCAACUUUUACGCAAAACUAAAUUACCAAAAAUUUGGACCGACAGGCCGGCCCACUUCCCCUCAAUCUACCUCGAGACUACCGAUGAAGAAGUCACAGAAUUCUACCAACCCAAAGACUUACGAGUCGGCGAAACAAUUUUUGUUCUAGGGCGAAAAAUGCUUCUUUACGACUGUGACGACUUCACUAGAAAUUAUUUCAAAAAAGCUCUUUGCAUCGAGCAAGGCCCCCCUAUCGAUAUUUCCGAGAAGCCUAAACCACCACCCGAGAAGAAAAUCCCUCCUCAUGACGGCAUCGGCAGUCUGGAAGACUCCCUCCAAAACACUUUAACUUUUCUGCCAAAACCACCACGAAAAGACGUGGUUAAACAAAUUCUAAAUGCAAAUAAGUAUCUACGAUACGAGAUGAAAAUGGAAGAUAUCCAUCCUGAAGAUUCGAUACGCAGGUUUCUGCUGUUUUAUUCUUUGGGUGACAACACUUGUAAAAUUUUUGAGCCCCCGAUUGAAAAUUCGGGGAUUAUUGGAGGAAAGUAUUUGAAAAGUACUUUACUGCCAAAACCUAAUACUAAUCCACUUGAUCCGGAAUAUUAUUCGCCCAUUGAUUUCUACAUUGGGGCCACUAUAACUGUCUUUCAACAGAGAUUUAUUAUAACGGGAGCUGACUUGUAUGUAUAUCGCUACAUGCAAGCCAAUUCGAGUAAAUUUCCGUGUGAAGUUAUUGAAAAUAUUCGGAAUUAUAUGUUCAAUAAGGGAUACCUCAAAGAUGAUAUUAAUAAGCAAGUUGAGGAGAACAAAAUUGACAUUGAGAAAGCUGAGCGAGAUGCAAUAGGCAAAAACCUGAUUUAUACUCAGACAGAAAUGGAUAAAUGUUUGGAACGUUUCAAUAUAAAAGAAGAAAGAGAAGACCCGACAUUCCAGAAGGAAUACGUAAAAGAAGAGCUAGUGGUUCCAGAACACAAUGUUCCACCAUUCGGGAUACAACCUGUGAAUAACGAAUGCCCCUACCCUAUAACAACACCACCGAUCCCAAGUCUUGACUGUAAAAGUGAAGCGCAACGAAUUGCAUCUACUGAGUACGAUACGGAGGAAGAAAAAAUUAAGAAAUACUACGAUAAAGUGUUACGUGAACACAAACACAUUUGUGAAAAUUCUCAACCAGAAACGCUGCCACCUGAAGACGACUGCCUCGCAAAAGAACGCAAAAGGAAAAGUGUAAAAUUCGAUGAUAACAUAAAAUGCGAAUGUUAAAUUCCUAUAAAUAUAUUUCACUUCCAAUAAAAA